UUCUGUUUAGCCAAGUCUCUUCUAAACACUAAUGUGUACUCGAUAUCACUCCCUUAAUCACACUAGAUUUUCUCAUCAACCAAACAAACCACUCUCGUCUACCUUCUCCUUUCAUAAGAAAAAUGAGGGAGAUCAUGUACAUGGAACUUCCGAUCCCAAGAAAAGUGAAGAAAAUAUGGGAUGCAUGGGACCUCCGAGUGUGCAUAAUGGGAAGUCUCCUCCUCCAAAUAGUCCUCAUCUUCUUCGCCCCACUUCGCCAACGCUUCAAGACCACUCCCCUCCGAGUCCUCCUCUGGUCAGCCUACCUCCUCGCCGACUGGGUCGCCGCCGUCGCCAUCGGAAUCAUCACAAAGAGCCAGGGAGACGUCGGCCACCUCGAGGGAAACGACGACCUCUUCGCACUCUGGGCAUCGUUUCUCCUUCUCCAUCUCGGCGGACCAGACAACAUCACCUCAUUCUCUCUCGAAGACAACGAGUUGUGGAUCAGACACUUGUUCGGACUCAUCUUACAAGUUCUCUCCGCUUCUUAUAGCCUUUACUUAACUCUCCCAACCAACAAGCUUUGGCUCCCAUCUCUCUUGGUCUUCGUCGGAGGAGUAAUCAAGUUCGCCGAGAGAACUCAAGCUCUCUACUUAGCCAGUUUGGACCAUUUUGGUACCACCGUUUUGCCUGAGCCGAAUCCCGGCCCCGAUUACGAAGAAGCCACCGCCACUUACUCCUCCAUCGUACGACAAUCACCGGACCACCAAACGACAACGAACUCCACCACUACUACUACUACGACUACUUCUUCUUCUGGAGGAGCCAUGUUAAGCGAGAUGAAGCUGCUUGAAAUCGCUUACGCUAGAUUCGAGAGCUUCAAGGGAUUAAUCGUUGGAUUUUUGGUGAGUUUGAAAGAUAGAGAAUCAAGUCGGAUUUACUUUCUCAAUGACAAUGCUUUAACUGCUUUUAGAUUGAUUGAGUACGAGUUAAGCUUCAUGUACCAAGUUCUUCACACUAAGGUGGUUGUUCUCCACUGCACCACCGGAUACAUUCUCCGCGCCGUUGGUUUCCUCUCCAUCGUCUCCGCCGCUAUCAUCUUCUUCACCAGAAAAAAGCAUAUCAAUCUCGAAUUCGGAAUAUUCGAGAUCAAAAUCACUUACGCUUUGUUUAUCGGAGCCAUUGUUCUCGACGUGAUUUCCGUCUUUAAAAUAGUCUUUUCCGAUUGGAUCCUCAUGCAUCGCCGGCACCGGAGAUGGCUCGGCAAACUAGUCCCUUCGGUGGUUUCAGAAAGAUCGAGGUGGUGCGGUUCGAUUUCGCAGUACAGCAUGAUCAACUACUGCCUCGACCGGAGAAGAUCAUGGAAGCUUGUGGACAAUUUCGCCGAAUGGUUUCGAGUAACCGAAAUCUUGGACUCCAUGAAAACCAUGAUUUUUUCGAAAUCAGAAACCGUCCCAGAUUAUUUGAAAGAAUUCAUAUUCGAUGAACUGAGAAUAAAAUCCAGCGAAGCGAAGACGUUAAGCGACGCCGUAAAGGCAUCCCAGCAGAGAGGCGACUCAGCACUGUCUAGAAACUCAUCGAGCUACGCCAAGCUGAAAUGGAGCGUUUCUGAGUUUCAAUACGGCGAAAGCCUUCUGGUUUGGCACUUAGCCACCGAGCUUUGCCAGAAUGAUCCGGAGGACAGGUCGAGCUACGGCGGUGAUGGGAAGAGAAUCAGUAAACUGAUAUCGGAUUACAUGUUCUAUCUUCUGGUGAUGAAAACGACAAUGUUGGCGCCUGUUCUGGGGAAUUGGCAUGUCGUUUUUCAGGACACUUGUGCUGAAACGAAGCGGUACUUGAACAAGCAUAAGCUGUCGAAGCAUUUUCAAGUGUAUGAGAAAACUGCUUUGAUUAAGACCAAGUUCAGAGCUUCUGCGGUGAAGGGUAUCACGAGCAAGUCGGUGUUUUUCGAUGCUUGUAUACUGGCGCAGCAGCUCCGGCUAGAGGUGAAUGGGCGGUGGAAUGUGAUGAGUCAAGUUUGGGUGGAAUUGUUGUCGUAUGCUGCAAUUAAUUGUCGUUCGAUCAUCCAUGCACAACAGUUGAGUAAGGGUGGGGAGCUUUUGACUUUCACUUGGUUGAUGAUGUAUCAUUUUGGUCUUGGGACUCAGUUCACUGAGCAAGAACGACAAGACACCACAAACACCAAUAUGGGAAUCAUGAAGUGAUUAAUUAAUUAGUGUAAUAUAUUCUCUAAUUAUUACAACUUUAUUAUUAGAGUGGUAAUUUGUGUUCAAAGAUGGGUCCAUUGUCAUUGUUUAUAAGGUUUUUCUUCAAUGAAUUGGUUUUCCAAACCAUAACCAAUAUAACAAGCAAUAGUAAUAAUAUACUAAACUUGCACACGAAGAAAUAUAUCUUCCA
Molecule: messenger RNA, 2376 nt
Organism: Humulus lupulus (European hop)
Lineage: Eukaryota; Viridiplantae; Streptophyta; Magnoliopsida; Rosales; Cannabaceae
Exons: 1
Coding region: 123-2183 (686 amino acids)
Source: RefSeq, a predicted model, not a curated record